Messenger RNA from Miscanthus lutarioriparius, 1230 nucleotides. The record is from the annotation of a GenBank genome assembly. NCBI's taxonomy places the organism in Eukaryota, Viridiplantae, Streptophyta, Magnoliopsida, Poales, Poaceae.
AUGCCAGAGAACCCACAUCACGGCAGUGACCACCUGGGCAAGGAAGUUGAUCGUCGCGUACUCCUCCUCGUCUCUCCUGCCGACGACAAGGACAACGCCGCUGCUGUCAUCAACCUCUGGGGCCAGCUAAAGAUCCCGGACCCGUUCGUCUGGUCCCAUGCCGAAACUCUGGCCUCAUCGGGGAGGGAGCUGGACGCUCCGGUGGUCGACGUCGGCGCCGCCAUGCGCGGUGACUACGCCGGGAUUCGCCGCGCCGCCGAGCAGGUCUCCGGGGCGUGCUCGAGCCACGGGCUCUUCCAGAUGACCGGGCACGGCCUGGACCCCACGCUUGCCCGUGCCGUGCUCGAUGGCGCCGCCGACUUCUUCCGCCUGCCUCUCGCCACGAAGCAGCGCGCCAGCCGCGCUCCGGGGAACGUCACCGGCUACACCGCCGCGCACGCAGACCGCUUCACGGCCAAUCUGCCCUGGAAGGAGACGCUCUCCUUUGGCCACUGUGACCGCCGGACAUCCGGCAGCCAUGUUGUCGUGGACUACAUCACCUCCACGCUAGGAAGCGACUUCAAACCCUUAGGGGUGGUGUAUCAGGACUACUGCAACGCGAUGAAGGAGGUGUCGCUGGCGAUAAUGGAGGUGAUAGGGGUGAGCCUGGGCGUGGGCCGGAGCUACUACAGGGACUUCUUCGCCGACGGCAGCUCCAUCAUGAGGUGCAACUACCACCCACCGUGCCCGGAGCCGGAGCGGACGCUGGGGACGGGGCCUCACUGCGACCCGUCGGCGCUCACCGUCCUGCUGCAGGACGGCGACGUAGACGGGCUCCAGGUGCUCGUCGACGGCGAGUGGCGGGCCGUGCGGCCGAGGACCGGCGCGCUCGUCGUCAACAUCGGGGACACAUUCAUGGCGCUGUCGAACGGGCUGUACCGGAGCUGCCUCCACCGCGCGGUGGUGCACCGGGAGCGGGAGCGCCGGUCGCUGGUCUUCUUCCUCUGCCCGCGCGAGGACCACGUGGUGCGCCCGCCGCCGUGCCUUCUUGCCGUUGCCGCACGCGAGCAGGAGCAGCCGCGGCGGUACCCGGACUUCACCUGGGCAGACCUGGCGCGCUUCACGCAGCGCCACUACCGCGCCGACGCCGGCACGCUCGACGCCUUCGCGCGCUGGCUCGGCGCCGCCGCCACCUGCGCCGCGGCGACGUCGGCGUCCCACUGCCCUGACACGGCCCACGAGACAGUUUAG